Messenger RNA from Bombus pyrosoma, 1372 nucleotides. RefSeq names its product dnaJ homolog subfamily B member 6-like. Gene Ontology annotation, molecular function: Hsp70 protein binding. Bases 251 to 955 code for a protein of 234 amino acids. The transcript has 5 exons. The record is from RefSeq and is a predicted model, not a curated record. Lineage: Eukaryota; Metazoa; Arthropoda; Insecta; Hymenoptera; Apidae.
UUAGAAACCUCUGUCGUACAUUAUACUAUCAAGCUUUCCUUCCUAUGUGGUUUCUGUCUUUUCUAAAGAUGCCCCUUUCGUUCAAAGCAACUAGACUGUCGGAACGAAAGCUGUAUCUUUCCCUUCUGAUUCGUUCGUGUCUCGUUACAUGGCUGCUAAUUGGCCUGCUAAUUACUAUAACCGUCUCUCUGCAUUGCUAGUGACAGGUGAUUUCCCAAGUCCUAAUACCCAAGUGCGAACACUUUGAACGAUGGCUGGCUACUACGAGAUACUAGAAUUGCGAUGCACCGCCACAAAGGAGGACAUCAAAAGGGCAUAUAGAAGAUUGGCAUUGAGAUGGCAUCCUGACAAAAACCCUGAAAACCUAGAAGAAGCGAACAGGAGAUUCAAAGAAAUAUCCGAGGCGUACGAAGUCUUAAUUGAUGAAAGGAAAAAAAGCAUCUAUGAUCAAUAUGGAAAGGAAGGACUUCAAACGUUCCAUGCUGAGAAGCGAUACAAGAACAACUUUAAUCCGUGCUUCACUGGACCCUUCAUGUUUAGAAACGCUGAGGAAGUAUUUAGAGAAUUCUUUCGUACUACUUCUUUCGAGUUCCCUAACCCUAUUGGAGUCAGUGUACACCUCGGACCCAGCGUGCAUAGUCAUCCAAGCAGUAACAGCAUUAGACCGCCAUUCUUUGGCUCGUUCGAAUUUCAUCCCUUUGGUUUCCCACGAUUCAACAACUCGUUUCAAGUUCUGCCAGGAAGCUUCACCUGGUUCAAUACGAAUCGCAGUCGAGUCGGCAGUAUUAGUACUAUGAUAAGACAGACAAGUAUUUCAACUCAAUUUAUCCACGGCAAAAAGAUCACCAUCCAAAGGAUUUUCGAAAAUGGAAUGGAAAUAAUAAUGGCGUACGAGAAUGGCGUGCUAAGGUCGAAGACGGUGAAUGGCGUGCCACAACUAAUAAUAUACAGUUAAAAUCACUUCUCUAUCAAGAACGUUCGCUCGAUCUCCGCUUGACAAUUGAGAAAUUCUUCGUCGUGUCACGUUUGCAAGUAAUAUUUCUGCGCUCUACCGAGAUGUGUUCCAACUACCUACCUACCUGAUAUAAAUAUAAAAAAAAUGAAAGAAAAGAGAGCACAAUUGUCACCGGGGCUAAUCUAACAAUUCAAAAUAUUCUUGUGUCUAUUAUUUAAAUCGUUUCUUCAUCAAUUUACUUCGUUUUAUCUAUUUUAUUUAUUUUAUCGUUGAAAUAUUCUAUUAGAAAAUAUUGUUUAAAUGUAGCAGCUGUUUGACAUAUUCUCCACACAUUGUGUAACAAGAGAACAGUAAAAUACAUAUACAUAUAUGUCGGAGAUGAAAGAACACCGGAGCCUCUCUUCGGAACUUGGGGAG